Helobdella robusta is the source of this 4182-nucleotide messenger RNA. RefSeq lists its product as hypothetical. NCBI's taxonomy places the organism in Eukaryota, Metazoa, Annelida, Clitellata, Rhynchobdellida, Glossiphoniidae. The record is from RefSeq and is a predicted model, not a curated record. The coding region runs from base 1 to 4182 and encodes 1393 amino acids. The transcript is spliced from 8 exons.
AUGGGACAAGAAAAUACGAAAUCAAUUGGCAGUAAUACUACUAGCCAUGAUAGUGGUCACUGCCUCUUUAAUGAUAAUAAUAAUAACAUGAAAAAUAAUGAAACACAUCUAUCAUCUAAUUGUGGUACCGAUACCUUGCAAGAAGAUGAUGAUAUCAUGGAUACAAGCAACAACAACCAUUCAACAGAUAUUGAUAAUAUUAACAAUAACUAUAUAGGAAAUAUAAUUACUAGUUAUUAUAAUCCAUCCAAUCCCAUUCAAGAUGAUGUUUCAAAUGCAUCCAAUCGAAUCCAUGACAUUUCCAAUGUAUCCAAUCAAAUAACAUCUCUGGAAUGCCCUGGCCUAAAUUUAAAGAGAUCUGAUUUGAUGAUCUCGCUAAGAAGAAGGUCGCAAUCAUCACCUCUGCCCAUUCUUCCUGUUAUAGAUGAGGACAAAGUGUUAACUAAUUCUACUACUGCUUUAGAUAUUGAAAAAUAUAUUAUAAAAAUCUCAACUAAUAAUUUAGAGAAUACUAACAUUUGUCAUCAGAUUCCAAAGCCAUCAGAAGAUAGCAUGGAAACGUUGGAAAUGAUGCCACAAGUUAGAAAAAAGUUGAUAAACCCUUCAAAAUGUAUUGGAUCCAACAGUGAUUCAAGUAGUAAGAAUUAUGUGAGCAUAUCAAAUGUUGAUGAGAUGGGAGAGAAUAUCGCAGAAUAUGUUGAAGUUACAGAAGUCAACUUUACAUCAACCAUCUCCAAGUUAGCUGAUGACAACAACAACACUUACGUCAUCAACAACGCUGACAAAAAUGUUGAUGACAUUGAUAACACCGACAUCAACAAGACUGACAACAAUGCUGAUGUCACUAGCACUAAUGACAUCAAUAGCGUCAUUAAUGUUGACAAUGCAAACAAUGAUUUCAAUUACAAUAUCAUUGUUGAUAACAUUAAUGCAAGUGUCAGCAACAUGACCAUUGAUGAAAAUGUCAAAAAGUUUGAUGCUUACAACAACAACAUCGGCCCAAGUACUGAUUUUAAAGAGAGCACCAUGUCACCGUCAUCAUCGUCUGAAUUUUCGCAAAGCAAUAACAAGUUCACUAAUGACCAUGAUAACAACCGAAACAAUAGAAUGAUUGGAGAUAGAGUUCAAAAUUUAGCAUUGCAUGAAGGAAUUGAGGUAUCUGCAUUAACAACAACAUUACUUCAAAGGUCAAAUGAACAGCAACAACAACAAUGCAUCAACUACAAACUACGAACUGAUGAAUUUAUGAAAAUGAUUGAUGAUAUCAUUGGCAGUUGUGACAAUGUGAAUGACAACAUCAGCGACAAUGAAAAUACUUCAAAGGACGAGGCUCUUCAUAGCGAUGUUGAUGUAUGCACAAAACUUUUUGAAAGAUUAUCUGUUUGCAAUUCUGAUUUCAAUAAUUCCAAUGUUAAUGACGUUAACAAUUCAACUGGUCCAAAUAAGGUUGACACUAACAAUUCCAUUGAUGCAAAUAAAAUUGACGUUGAUAAUUUAAUUGAUGCAAAUAAGAUUGUGGUUGGUAAUUUAGUAGAUUCAGAAAAGAAUGAUGUUGAUAGUUUUUUUGAUUCAGUUAAACAUGAGGAUGGUGUUAUAAACAUUGAGCCACCAAUAUCAAAAAAUUAUAUUGAUGAUAAUUCUAAAAAUUGUUUCAAAGAAUAUAAUGUUAAAGAUGUUGAUGCUGAUUCACCAAAUGAUUCCUAUAAUGAGUGUUUCAUUAUCAACAAAUCCAAUCAGCCAGCUGCCGCAGAACAUCAAAUUGAAACUACAAACUGCAAUAUUGACAACAAAAUAAAGGACAUCACCAAUGAUAACAAUAAUAAUGACAAUAGCCACAAUAACAAUGCUAGUAGCAACAUCGAAAAUGACAACAACGAUGCUAGCAGCAAUGACGACUGCAACAAUUUCGUUACAAAUUCACUCCCAACUGUUAAGAAAUCAUUUACUAAAGAUUUUGAAGGGCUUGACAUGAACUCUGACCCGAGCAGAUUGGGUUUUGAUGUUGUGUCAAAAACAGACAAUGAUGAUGGUGACAUUCAUAUUGCUGAUGUUCUCUCGUCAGAUAUGAAUGUUGGUUGCAUGGAAGUUGAAGAACGUGGUGGCGAAGAGAAGGUGAAAAAGUUAGGUGGGCUGAUUAACAGAACAUUUGGGGAGAUGGAUGAUAACAAUGAUGGCCUUGGGGCUCUCAGUUCAAGUGAGAUAAGAUCAGAUGAUGUUGUAAAAUUUAAUGAAAUGAGAAUGGAUGAUGAUUCAAAGAUAGUAGAAGUUAUUCAUACUACUGUUUAUGAAAGAAAGGAUGAGAUUUAUGACAGUGCAGGUGCUGUAGGGAGCGUUGAUAAUACUGGAGAUAGUAAGUGUAAUGUUGAAGACAUCAGGGAAAAUAUUUUUGUUUCAAACUCACCUCCAAUCACAAAGAAAAUUGUUGCAAUUGAUUUUGAUAAGUUGGAUAUUGAUUCAGACCCAACUAAACUAACCAGCAUGUUGACUGAUGGAGUCUUAUCUCAAUAUGGUACUAAUCAAACAGAGGAUGUGGACAAAAUGAAAAAGCAUUGUGGUUUUGUGAGCAAUUCAGAUGGUGUCAGCAUGAACAAUUUUGAGAUAGUUAACAAUGAAAAGAAGAAUCAUAUUUCUCCAGAUGAUACAAAAAAGUUGUUCAAUACCACUUUAAAACAACUCAGCUGUGAAAACAAGUGCCACAAAAAUAAUAAUUUUAAGGAUGAUGAUGAAGUACCAAUAAGUCCUGCUGCUGUGGUGAAUAAACCCACUGGAAUGAAUAUGUCCAGCAAUUUUAAUACACGUGUAUUAAAGUUAUCUACUGAACAAUUAGAGACAGCUGCUGAUCAGAAAGAAGCCUUUGCUGAAUCACGGCCAUCAUCACUCAGAUCAUCAUCUCCGGCACUGAUGCCCCCUACCCAUCCAAUCAUAAAUUGGGAUCAUAUUGAUGAACAUUCAGAUCCCGCACUCUUUUGCAAGUCAUCAUCGUCAUCUUUUAUCAUUAAUACUAAUAAUAGUGGUGAUAAUUAUAAAAACAAAAAUGAUGAUGAUUAUGAUGAUAAGGGUACCACUAAGGAUAAUUUUAAAACAUUAUCACCCACAAAAGUCACUGAGAAAAGGACGACUAUGAAGAAAAAGUCAGUUGGGCCACCAAGACAUGCGAAAGAUGGAGAGAAGAAGUGUGCUGCUGAAUGUAGUGCCGGAACAACUGAUGAUAAGUUGGAAAGUAAGAAACCUCCAGUAAAAAGAUUUCAGAGACCUGUGAAUUUAACAAAAUUGACAGGCAGUGCUGUCGGCAAGAAUAAUUGCAAUGAUGAUGAAGAUGUUUUAAUCCUUUUGCCUCCAAGCAAAAACUCUUUAAUAACAUCAUCAACAACAACAACACCAUCGACGAUGACAUCAUCAGCAAUGGCAAGAACUUCUUCCUCUUCUCCAUCAUCCCAUCUCAAGAAUGUUGAUUCUAUAAACAUUGGUGAAGUGAACGUAGACAAUCAGUUGGAUAGAGUUCAACAAUCGGACUCAAAUUCACUGAAUCAUUUUGCCUCAUCAUCAUUUUUAGAUACAUCCCUAUCAUUUGACACUAUCAAAGGUUCGGAUGGGAACCUUUCAAUAUCAAGCAUCGAGCCAUCUUCGUUAAAUCCAGUUCUGUGCAGUAGCAUACUCGAAUCCGACCUACAAAUUAAUUGUGUCAAACUGAGUGAUGACUCCAUUCCUAAUGACACCAUUAACAGCUGUAAUGACGUCAUCAACGAUAAUAGCAACAAUAGUGGUAACAUUAGCAACAAUGUUAGCAACAUUAAUAAACUUGAUAUUUCAAGAAGCAGCAACCGAAAAAUGAAUGUGAUGAAUUUCAGUGUUGAGGAGAUGAAAAAUUUUCUAAAAUUACCAGGACCUGCCAUCACUACUUUUGCUGCUACUACAGCAGCUACUGCUGAUGGUGCCACUGAUACUAAUGUUGAUAUUUUUGAUCGAACUCUUUGUGAAAAUGAUGCAAGCAUGCAGCAAACAGGUGUGGUGGAGUUGGGUAGUGUUCUUAUUAAUGAACAUGAGGGCAAACCCACUUUUAAAAGUGCUUCUGAAGUUUUUGGUGAUCCUACUCAGUGGGACGUCCUGGAAAAAUAUACUUCAAAAAUGAAUACACAACAGAUUUUAGAUUUCUAUGUCAUAAUUAAGAAUCGCUGGUAUUGA